Molecule: messenger RNA, 1137 nt
Organism: Helianthus annuus (common sunflower)
Lineage: Eukaryota; Viridiplantae; Streptophyta; Magnoliopsida; Asterales; Asteraceae
Product: FBD-associated F-box protein At4g10400
Exons: 5
Coding region: 1-1137 (378 amino acids)
Source: RefSeq, a predicted model, not a curated record
AUGGCAUACAAGAAGUACAGGGCAGAAAAGUAUCAAUACAAAGAAUGGAUCAUCAGUGAACUGCAAGAGGAGAUAGCCAGAAUUCAGAAGAUGAUUCAAGACAAGUUAGGACCACGCCGCACACAUCACCCCGGGAACGGCGUUGUUCAUGACGUUUAUGUUUGGGCUUGGGGUUUUCCACUGGCGUGGGGGCAUUUGGAUUGUGAAGUAGGGGCUCUUGAUUGGUCAAGUGUAUCAAAUUGGAUUGAUAAGGCGGUCAGGUUAAACGUUCAUGAGCUAGAUAUAGGAAUUAACAAGCUUCAGUUGCCUUUAAGCGUGUUCACUUCCACGACACUAACAAAAUUAAGAAUAAGUCGUAAAUCUUGUCAUUACAUGGGCUGGAAGUGUCCGUCUUUUGUCAAUCUUCCUUGCUUGAAAACCCUUGACAUUGCCGGUCAUAGGAGUUCUAUAGUCAAUGUAUUUAAACUCAUUGAUGGUUGCCCAGUGCUUGAAAGUUUAUCUUUGGAAGUAACAAGGCACACCAAUAAAAAAGAUUACAUAUUCAAUAUCCCUACUUUGAAGCGACUGAAACUAACAUAUAGAUCAUGUACCAACAAUGUUAUCAACAAAGUUGUUUUACGCGUCCCUAAUCUUGAAUACUUGCUUGUUAGUGGAGUGUUGUGCUCGUAUUUUGUAAUGGAAGAUGUGUCGUCUUUGAGUAAGUUCCCAUUCACUACAUCUCUGCCGAUCUUUCCGAAUAUGAAGCACUUGGAGUUGAAAGGUUACUUGCAAGCUAGACUAAUCCCCCAGUUUCUUAGACGUUGUCCGAAGUUGAAAAGUUUGUGUAUUGAUGCUGUUAGCAAGAAACAUGAAGAAGGUUGUUGGAUUAAACCGAAGUUGGUUCCGACUUGUAUGCUAACAAACCUUACAACCAUCAAGUUUUCAAAUUGCAAUGGGCAAAAGUCUGAAGUAGAGUUUCUGGAAUACAUGUUGGGAAAUGCAAUGGUUUUAAAGACAGCAACAAUCACUUGCAACUGCUUAAGCAUAGAAGAAGAAAAACGGUUGUGUGCGGUUUUGUCAUGGUUCUCAAGGGCUUCCAGCCUUUGCAAGAUCCAUUUUCAAACGUCGAAAUUGUCUUCAUCUACGGUAUAUAGUUAG